Molecule: messenger RNA, 1601 nt
Organism: Xylaria bambusicola
Lineage: Eukaryota; Fungi; Ascomycota; Sordariomycetes; Xylariales; Xylariaceae
Product: CTLH/CRA C-terminal to lish motif domain-containing protein
Exons: 2
Coding region: 104-1402 (432 amino acids)
Biological process (GO): proteasome-mediated ubiquitin-dependent protein catabolic process
Cellular component (GO): cytoplasm; GID complex; nucleus
Molecular function (GO): ubiquitin protein ligase activity; protein binding
Source: RefSeq, a predicted model, not a curated record
AGUUAUUUGACAGCUCCUCGCCAUAUUGUUGCCCUGGCCACCGGCAGGCGCCCGAAAAUACCACUCCUCGUGCUGAGCUUCGUUCAAUUGAAGCCAGCAAACCAUGUCGUUAUUCGAGCUUCAGAAGGAGUUGAAGAAAUUCAACCAGGCGAGUAAACUUACGGGGGCCGUGAAGGAUGUCGAUCAGUUGAUCGAGGUUCUCGUAAGCGCAAGGGAAGAAGUUGCUUCAGCAAACGACCCACAUACUACGAGUUUGACUCUCACAAAGCUGCAAAAUCCCGUCAGCGCACAACUGGACGCCAUAAACGUCGACCUCGGCAGAGUACACAAGAGCCAGAAUGCAUUCCACAAAGCCCUCAGCAGAGCCUUGAAGGAGACCAAGGGGACACUGCCAACGGAUCAUGAUCCAAUGGCCUCACAGACAGCCCUGAUCAAUCGCGCUAUUGCUAUGCAUCUGCUGCGCGAGGGCCAGUUUGGUGUGGCUUCUACGUUCAUAAGAGAAGCACACCCACAAAGCGAAACGUCCGAAUCUUUGAAGCAGGCUCAGCGUCCACCUUCGAUAACGAUAUCACGGCCUGACACGCCCCCGGAUGCGAUGAUAACAGACGCGGACAUACCUUCAGAUCUGACAGCCUUUCAGUCCCAAGCUCUCCAAGAGAAAUUUGCUGGGAUGUAUUCAAUCUUAACCUCGCUCCGGCAGCGAGACCUAUACCCCGCUAUAGCGUGGGCGAGAGAAAACUCAACCGAACUUGAAGCACGAGGGUCUAACCUGGAGUUUGAGCUAUGCAAACUGCAAUUUAUCUGGUUAUUCAAGGGGCCUCUCGUGAACGGCUUACCUGCGACAGAGGAUAACGGUGUUUCGGGCGCCUUGAAGUACGCACAAGAGAACUUCGGACGCUUCCAACAAAGGCACCUGCGAGAAAUUCAGCGACUUACCUGCGCCGUGGUGUACGUGUCCAACCUGGCAGACUCUCCUUACCGCACCAUCUUUGACAUCUCGCUCGCAUUCGACGAGGUAGCCUCGUCCUUCACGCGUGAGUUCUGCUCGUUGCUCGGCCUGUCAGCUGAAUCGCCUCUCUACGUGGCUGCGACAGCCGGUGCUCUCGCCCUCCCGAACCUCGUCAAAUGGACAGGUAUCAACAAGGCCAAGAACACAGAGUGGACCACACAGAACGAACUUGCCUUCGAGACCCCCCUCCCGAAGAGCAUGCUCUACCAUUCCAUCUUUGUUUGCCCCGUGAGCAGGGGCCAGACAACGGACGCGAACCCCCCGAUCAUCCUGCCAUGCGGCCACGUUCUUGCUCGUGAAAGUCUACAAAAGCUGGCGAAGGGCAUCAGAUACAAGUGCCCAUAUUGUCCCAGCGAGGGCGUCGUCAAAGACGCCAAAGAAAUUAUUCUCUAGGCUAUACGCUGGAACAUUUAUUUAACAUCAUCCUAUAAUGCGGGAUAAACCUCAGGUCUGGUUCAAUAACGGGAUAUCGGGAUAGUGGGUACAUAAGACAUUCUAUUGCUUAUAUGUGUAGGAAGGGCGUUAAAGGGGUAUGGAUCAUCAUUUGCAAAGCGAGGGGCUCUACGGAACUGGGUAUUGCGGCUGGAAACAC